Molecule: messenger RNA, 2198 nt
Organism: Gossypium arboreum
Lineage: Eukaryota; Viridiplantae; Streptophyta; Magnoliopsida; Malvales; Malvaceae
Exons: 10
Coding region: 242-1633 (463 amino acids)
Biological process (GO): interstrand cross-link repair
Cellular component (GO): Fanconi anaemia nuclear complex
Source: RefSeq, a predicted model, not a curated record
AAUUAAACAAAGUGACAACAAACCGGAAAGUAGAACUUAGUUUCAUCUUCUUUCUCAUUUUUAGCCUUUCUUGAAACUAUAAGCUGUGGCGGGAAAACUCCCCUAUUGAUAACGUAGCAAUCUUCUGCACCCCGCUCUCUUGCUAUCCAAACCCUGCUUGGGUUCACACCUCUUCCUUAUCUCCUGUCUCAUUGUUAAAUCGACGUCGUUCACAACAGACUUCAAGGAAGAAAACCAGAAGAUGGGAUGGAAUCACCCAGACAUAUCGCUGGAAGAAAUGAUGAAACUGAUAGAAGGGUUUGUUGAUAUCCUGGUUUUGGCUUCUGGGUAUCAAUCCUCUGGUCUUCUCGCUCACUGGGACUCUGAUAACAUCAAGCGAGCCUUUCAAUGGGCCCUUUUCUUUGAAAAUGUUUUUAGGCGUUUAAGCAGCUUGGAUGUUUAUCAAGAGUCUAUUCAGGAGCUUGAUGCAGCUCUGUCCGAAAUGACAUCGCAUCCGUCCUUUCCUCAGGGUCUUGCAGAUUUGUCAUCUGUUACUCUUAGAAGGGCAAGAAGUUUUUUGUCGGAACACUUGCUCCAUAAUUUUCCAUUGAGGGAUUUACAUCUAAGAGCUGUUAUUACAGCAAUAGUGGAGAUGGAUCUUAGUGACCUUUCACAGCCAGAGCAUGACUGUCUCAAUGCAUAUUUGAAUAAUUUGACACUGCAAAGCAGGAUUUGUAUGAGGGAUACCAGUACAUCAUCUCCAGAUUUAACUCCUACUGUUCAAACCGAAAAGUCUGGUACUGAUAAUUUUACUAAAAUUGCUCUUCAUGAACUCUUCAGGAGACAAUCUUCUGUGUCAUGCGUUUCAGUUAUUGAGGAAGGAUUGGAUGUUCUUUCUAAUGCCAUGAGACAUAGCAGCCGGACUGACUCUGUCUCUAGCCUAUUUAGGGAGCAAAUGAAUCAUGAAACAGUUCCAGCUUUGUUGCGAAGUGCAGAUGCAUUAGUUGAUGUUGUCACUUGGAACCGUUGGAAAUCAAGGGCUUUGUCAUAUUUUCUUGAUAAGAGAACCAUUAGGAUGGUGUCUGGUGCAAGCUUAAUAUUUUCAGACGCCAAUGCACAAUGGCAAAAAGUGUUUGGGCAGCUGCACAUUUCUGAAAAAAGUAGCAAAAAUGAUCUGCACCAGGCAAUUGAGCUCUUGUUACUAGGAAGCAUUGCAAGCAGAUGGAAUUGCAUAAUUGAACACUUGAUGUCAGCAUCUUAUGAUUCUGUUACCAUCUCAAAGCAAUAUCAUGUGCUUGCUAACUCUGUCUUUGAAAUAUCUCAAAGUAGUCAUCAAAUAGAGGAAAUAAAAAAAUCGAAGGAAGGAGGUAUUCUUGAUUAUCUGAUGGGACUGUUGGGUGGUCAAAUUCACCUAUUGUGGAAAUCAUCUCCUGCUCUGGCAGCAGUUUCGCUUCCAUUCUGGCCUACCUUAUUUAGACUUUACCUGAGUGAAAUUGAGAUUCAAUUCAAGGGAAAGCCUUCUAUGAUAAGAUGCUGCAGUUGUAUUCAAGACAGGAAUGAGCAUAAAGACUGUGAACUUGCUGAGAGAAUUUGGUGUCUCUACAUCUUUCAUGUUUGUCGCUCUCAAAUAAUUAAUGGUGCAUGUGGUGCUUGAUAGCUGAAAUUUGUUGUGCUGUUCUUCAAUAAGAUUUGCAGGCUCUCAACUUUGAGUGGAUAUAAAGUGAUAAGUUAGCUUUAAAAGCCUAGAACUGAAAAUUCUGAGAAUGCAGAUCGUGAAGAGGAUUCAGAUCUUGAAGUGGGAAAAGAAAAUAGCAAACGAUGAGCAUGCAGUCAAACUUAUCGAGGUAGAAAGAAGGCCGACUUUGUGUUGCUGCCCAAAAUUAUAUGCAUUGAAGCAGUUUGUUUUGAAGCUCAAGUCCCAGUGGAGGAAAGCUAUGAGGUUGCGAAGAGGCAGCAUGCAGUUCAGCUAUGACUUCCACAGCUAUUCUCUCAACUUUGAUGAUGGGUUUCCUCGAGAACGUGUAAUACACUGAGUUCAGCACCAUGAACUUUCGGUUCUGAUCUCCAAAUAAAUCUUCGGUCGUUUGAGGGGCAACUUGAUGUGUAGAUAAAGGUUUUGCCAUAUUGUGUUUAUUGGGUUUCCUGUUGGUCUCAACUGUUGUCUGCUGUCACUCCCACUGAAUUUUUCUAUGAUAUAACAGUGAUAACUAGUUUUAGAA